CUAUUAAACAGCGCGUGCCUACGCGACAGCUCCACGCGACUAUUAUUUUAUCAAGGCAAACAGACAUGUUCCUACGCAUACCUAGAUAGCUGCCACCGCGUCCUAUAAUUUAUUUCCAGCCAGUCGGGUCUGUUGGGGAUACAGUAAACCAUCACUAUGUCGGCUGGAGGCAACAUCAAGGUCGUUGUGCGGGUGAGGCCGUUCAACAACAGAGAAAUCGACAGAGGCGCAAAAUGUAUCGUUCAGAUGCAAGGCAACCAGACGGUGCUCACCCCUCCGAAAGACAUCGACCCGAAGUCCAAAACUGCAAAGGCGGCGCUUGAGGGCACAAAAACAUUUGCCUUCGACAAGUCAUACUGGUCGUUCAACAAAAAUGACGAGCACUUUGCCGGUCAGGAAGAUCUCUUCAGAGACUUAGGCAAACCGCUUCUUGACAAUGCCUUUCAAGGUUACAACAAUUGUAUAUUUGCGUACGGCCAGACGGGCUCCGGAAAGUCAUACUCGAUGAUGGGUUAUGGCCAGGAGUACGGCGUCAUCCCGCGAAUCUGUAAGAAUAUGUUCGAGAGGAUCGAAGAGAUGGGCAAUGACAAGAACCUGACGUGCACGGUCGAGGUUUCCUACCUAGAGAUUUACAAUGAGCGUGUGAGAGAUCUGCUAAAUCCGGCAACAAAGGGCAAUCUCAGAGUGAGAGAACAUCCAUCAACAGGCCCUUACGUGGAAGACCUGGCAAAGCUAGCCGUGCGCUCGUUCGCAGAUAUUGAGAACCUCAUGGACGAGGGUAACAAGGCCAGAACUGUUGCGGCGACCAAUAUGAAUGAGACGAGCUCGCGUUCACAUGCCGUGUUCACGCUUGUGCUCACCCAGAAAAGGCACGAUGUGGAAACGAACAUGGACACGGAAAAGGUCGCUAAGAUCAGUCUGGUUGAUCUGGCUGGCUCAGAGAGAGCUACUUCUACCGGCGCCACCGGUGCUCGUUUGAAAGAAGGUGCCGAAAUCAACAGAUCACUUUCCACGUUGGGCCGAGUUAUCGCGGCUCUCGCAGAUUUAUCGUCAGGCAAAGGCCACGGCAAAAAAAUCCAAGUGCCGUACCGAGAUUCUGUUCUUACAUGGUUACUGAAAGACUCGCUGGGAGGGAACAGUUUGACGGCUAUGAUUGCAGCCAUCUCACCUGCAGACAUCAAUUUCGAAGAAACCUUAUCCACGCUGCGAUACGCCGAUUCCGCAAAACGUAUCAAGAAUCAUGCUGUCAUAAACGAAGAUCCAAACGCUCGCAUGAUUAGAGAGCUGAAAGAGGAGCUCGCACAGUUGCGCGCAAAACUAAGUGGUGGGGGUGGUGGUGUUUCCAUGCCAAUGGAGGAGCAAUAUGCUCCGGAUACACCCCUGGAACAGCAGAUCGUUUCCAUUACCCAGGCGGAUGGUACCGUUAAGAAAGUAUCCAAAGCCGAGAUUGUAGAGCAACUCAACCAAUCCGAAAAACUGUACAAGGAAAUCAAUCAAACCUGGGAAGAGAAGCUCGCACAGACUGAGAAGAUUCACAAGGAGCGAGAGGCAGCGCUUGAAGAGCUUGGUAUUAGUAUUGAAAAAGGCUUCAUCGGUGUGUCAACACCGAAAAAAAUGCCUCAUCUUGUGAAUUUGAGCGAUGAUCCGCUGUUGGCUGAGUGCUUAGUGUACAAUAUCAAGCCGGGAACGACUACAGUGGGCAAUGUCGAUUUGUCGACAAAUGCCGAAAUUCGGCUCAAUGGCUCGAAAAUUCUCAAAGAACACUGCGCAUUUGAGAAUGUGGACGAUGUGGUUACCGUAGUACCAAGAGAGGGUGCUGCAGUCAUGGUUAAUGGUGUGCGACUGGAGAAACCCAAGCGGCUGCGCAGCGGCUAUCGCAUAAUCUUGGGGGAUUUCCACAUUUUCCGCUUUAAUCAUCCGCAGGAGGCGCGACAAGAGAAAGCUCACGAGGGCAGUUUGUUGCGACACUCAAUACUAGCAAGUGAUUUGGAAUCGCCAUCACCGCGACCAGGUCAUGAGAGAACGAUAAGCAUAAUGAGUCGACCAGACUCUGAAUACGACUUCAGCAGCCCCUCACGAAUAAACUCCCCGACUCCAAGAGUCAAUCGGGACAACGAGUGGUCGUUCGCAAGGAGAGAAGCCGUUAGCUCCCUACUAGGAUCUGAUCAAAGGGUCGCAAAUUUGACAGAUGAAGACCUUGAAGCCCUUUUCGACGAUCUGCAAAAGGUUCGUGCAGAUCGCAGAGCGAAGGCACAGAGCCGAUUGAUCGACGCAGAAGAAGAUAGUGAUUCGGUGCAGUCAUUCCCCGUGCGCGACAAAUACGCCUCGAAUGGCACCAUUGAUAACUUCUCUCUGGAUACCGUACUGACCAUACCAUCUACUCCGCAGGCUGGAGACGAGGAUAAUAACAUCCGUAGCACUCGAGAGACAAUGCAAUCUCAACUUGACAAGCAGAAAGAGGCAUAUCAAGAGAAAUUAAAGUCAGCUGAAGAGGCGCAUGUCGCAAUAGAGGAGAUCAAGGCUGAGAAAUUGCAGAUGGAAGAAAACUUGAAGCAGCUCAAGAGCGAGAUGGAGAGGCAACUCGAGGAGCAGAAGGCGGAACUUCGUAAACAGAAGGAAGAGUACGAACGACAACUUCAGGAAUUGAGGCCCACGCCCUCGGGUGCAGGGUCUAGUUCUGAUAACGAUGUGGAAGACUUGGUGAAAUUGACACCAGGGCAACUCGAACUAGCACGAACUGUGAUUGAACGGUGGCAACAACGCCGCUACGUUUCCAUGGCCGAGCAAGUCCUCCAAAAUGCGGCACUCCUCAAAGAAGCCCAAAUCAUGAGCCAACACCUUGAUAAACAUGUGGUAUUUCAAUUCUGCAUAGUCGAUGUUGGACACACCCUGGCAUCUAUGUAUGACAUGGUUCUUACAGACACUGGCAACGAGGAUGAUGAAGACCUUGAUAUGGCCCCGAAACCUUGUGUUGGAGUACGUGUCAUUGACUUCAAGCAUAAUGUCAUUUUCCUCUGGUCAUUAAAGAAACUUCGGAAACGAGUACGACAGAUGCGACAAGUUCAUCAAUAUCUCAAUUCACCACAGUAUGCGCAGCAUUUCAACCUAGGAAAUCCGUUCGCCGAAGCGUGUUUACCUCAGUAUUCGCGCAUAGGCGACGUUGAUGUUCCGCUGGCUGCUGUCUUCGAAGCUAGAGUCCAAGAUUUUGCUCUUGAUGUCAUGAAUCCCUUCACGUCAAACGUGAUUGGGAUAGUCAAAUUGUCAUUAGAACCAAGUUUCGCCGAAGCGCCAGAGUCAACCCUGAAAUUCAACGUCGUAAUGCAUGAAUUCGUCGGUUUUCCUGAAAGAGAAGGAUCAGAAGUUCACGCACAACUUUUUAUACCUGGCAUAUCAGAUGAAGAAGGUGGCGUUACCACCACAGCUUUGGGCGUGGAUUUCGACGAGGGCCCUGUGCGGUUCGAAAGUGUUCAUAGCAUGAGCUUACCUAUGGAUAGCCCACGAAAUGCCGCCUUGCGGAUAUCCAUCUUUGCAAGAGUCACUUCUAUGCAUCUUGACAAGCUGCUCAGCUGGGACGACAUGCGCGACUCUGCUCCACGAGUACGACAGAAAAAGAAGAAAUCUUCCAGGAUAUCGGAAUCUGAGUAUUUCAGUGAAGAAAAGCACGACAUAUUCACACGUCUUCAACUUCAGGAGAUAUCGGAAUUUGGUGAAUAUGAGCCUGUGGAAGUUGUGCAGAAAAGUGCCUUGGAUCCGGGGGUUUUUCAGCUGCAUCAAGGUUUGCAACGACGCAUCGUGAUAAGCAUGACACACAGCUCAGCACAUUCACUACAAUGGCAGGAUGUAACCAACUUGCGAGUGAGCCGUGUAAGCCUCGUUGAUUCAGAUGGAAAAGCUUCAGAUUUGGAUACACCGCAACCUGAGGUUCCGCUCAAAUUGGUUGGCCCAGUCACCGUCCAGGAUAAUGCUGACGGAACUUCCGAUGUAUGCGCGAUUUGUCAAUGGGAUUCAAGUAUGCACGGUUCGCCGUUGCUCGACCGUGCAACUUCUGACAGGCACCGCAUUAAGAUAACAUUACUCUGGAAUGUAGUCUGUGGGAAGCUUACAUCGCCGAUGAAUUUUGCUAUGGAUCUUGCUGUUCAGAUCAGACCAAGGUCAUACAUACGGCAAGCAGGUGUUUUGUCGCAACUUUGGAAUCCUGUUCGAGUAGUUCACUCUACAGUGGGUAUGUUUGCUGUUGCGAUUCGACCUGUCUCGGCAAAGCGCGCUGCGGAUCUUUGGCGCAUGGACAGCAAGAACGACUAUGUGAAGGGAGAAGAGUCGUUGUCUGGGUGGACACCACGUGGCGUCUCUCUAAUACAGGACUACAUUCAAGCGCGCAAGCAAAAGCGCAAAGUUUCUGAGGUUGAAACUGCGAAGAGCAUACUAGGUAUGCGAGCUCUGGCCAUUACAACUAUCAACGGUGCCUCGACAGAGGAAGAUCAAUCAAGCACGCAGCUCAACGACAACCAAGUAGCCCUGCUCCAGAAAGUGCUAAGACUCUGGACCACUAAAAAAGGGAUCGAGGAAGCCCUACUCUCCUCUGCAAAUACUUCACCGCCAAGAAAAGGCGCCGCGUUCGCUAAUACCGGGUCCUCUCCAAACACAUCACCACGCAAAGCACGUCGAAUAAAGCCAACCCUCACGGCUUCCGUUCGUUUCAUCCCCAAAAAUCCGUCACUCAUGAAGGGAGGCUACCUGCUUACUCCAGACCCUUCACAGACAAAAUGGACACGGAGAUAUGUGGAGCUACGAAAACCGUAUUUACAUAUCUACUCCGUGCCGGAAGGUGACGAACUCAACGCUAUAAAUCUCACACACGCAAGGAUCGAUCAUGAUCCUCAAAUUGCAAUGCUGUUGCAGCGUAACGACGCUCAGACGCAGGGAAGUACAGUGUGGGCUGUAUUUGCGCCACAGAAUAGCUGGAUUUUCAAGGCAAGAAGCGAGAGAGAUAAGGUGGAAUGGAUCUUGAAGGUUGACGAGAGUUAUUUCUCAAGUGGAGGUAGUGGGAGUGGCGAUGAUUGAUCAGUCAAAGUUUCUUUUGUAUAAUGCGUGACGAGAAUGCUGUCGUGAGCAUGAAGCUGCUUCACAUUGUAAAUAGACCUCAGCUUUUUUGAGCAGCCGCCCUUAGAUACCCCAGAUCGGCCUAAAUUUGAGAUAUGGCGUAGCGGGCGGCCUUGAAUGCAUUCAACGCCCAUUCAUUUGUCCACGUCUUUGCUUUCAGCUAGUCCUAGCAGACCGAUCGACGGGACAAUUGAUGAAUGAAUCAACGUUACAAA
Molecule: messenger RNA, 5315 nt
Organism: Verruconis gallopava
Lineage: Eukaryota; Fungi; Ascomycota; Dothideomycetes; Venturiales; Sympoventuriaceae
Exons: 2
Coding region: 157-5061 (1634 amino acids)
Biological process (GO): microtubule-based movement; cytoskeleton-dependent intracellular transport
Cellular component (GO): kinesin complex; microtubule
Molecular function (GO): microtubule motor activity; ATP hydrolysis activity; ATP binding
Source: RefSeq, a predicted model, not a curated record